GGCAGCCAUCUUAGAUAUUAGCUGCUCAUCCUGUGGAUAUUUUCAUCGCAGCGCGGGUUUAAACGUUGUCUUCGGGCGGAAAGGGGAGAGUAGUCGCUGGUUCAGCCCCUCGGCGUUUGGGAAGAAGACGGGAUGCGGGUUCGCGGCGGGUGUGGGGCUGUGGAGCGCCCUGCGGUCGGGCUGCUGCUCGCUGUGCUGUGCGCUGCUGCUGCGGCGGCGGAGGCAGCUAAAGUUAACAAGCACAAGCCAUGGAUUGAGACCACGUAUCACGGCAUCGUGACAGAAAACGAUGACAAAGUUCUUCUGGAUCCUCCUCUGAUAGCCCUGGAUAAGGAUGCCCCAUUGCGCUAUGCAGACAGUUUUGAGGUGACCUUUACCAAAGAAGGGGAGAUUUGUGGCUUCAGGAUUCACGGGCAGAACGUGCCGUUUGAGGCGGUGAUGCUGGACAAGUCCACGGGCGAGGGAGUCAUCCGGGCCAAAGAUAAACUGGACUGCGAACUCCAGAAAGAACACACCUUCACCAUCCAGGCCUACGACUGUGGAGAGGGCCCAGAUGGUACCAACAUGAAGAAGUCUCACAAGGCUACCGUACAUAUCCAAGUGAAUGAUGUGAACGAGUACUCGCCAGUGUUCAAGGAGAAGUCCUACAAGGCCACGGUCAUCGAGGGUAAAAAGUACGACAGCAUCAUGAAGGUGGAGGCGGUGGAUGCUGACUGCUCUUUCCAGUUCAGUCAGAUCUGCAGCUACGAGAUCGUCACCCCUGACGUGCCCUUCUCCAUCGAUAAGGACGGCAACAUCAAGAACACGGAGAAGCUGAACUACAGUAAGGAGCGCAUGUACAAGCUGACAGUGACGGCCUACGACUGCGGGAAGAACCGAGCCUCAGAGGACGUCCUCGUCAAAAUCAACAUCAAACCAACCUGCAAACCAAGCUGGCAAGGCUUUAAUAAGAGGAUUGAGUACGAGCCGGGCACGGGAAGCCUCGCCCUGUUCCCCAGCGUUCGCCUGGAGACCUGCGAGGAGCCAAUCACGUCCAUCCAGGCCAGCAUCGAGGUGGAGACCAACCACAUCGGCAAAGGCUGUGACAGAGACACGUACUCAGAAAAGUCCCUCCACCGGCUUUGUGGUGCUAGCACCGGAACUGUGGAGCUAUUGCCUGCUCCCAGCAGCGCCACCAACUGGACAGUGGGUCUGCCCACUGACAACGGCCAUGACAGCGACCAGGUCUUUGAGUUCAAUGGCACUCAGGCCAUUAAGGUUCCUGAAGGUGUGGUGAGCACCAGCCUGAAGGACCCUUUCACCGUCUCUGUGUGGAUGAGGCAUGGACCCGGCGGCAGGGAGAAGGAAACCAUCCUCUGCAACUCUGAUAAGACAGAGAUGAACAGACAUCACUACUCGCUGUAUGUGCAUAACUGUCGCUUGGUGUUGCUCCUGCGUCAGGACCCCACAGAGUCUGAGAACUACAAACCAGCAGAGUUCCACUGGAAACUGGAUCAGGUGUGUGAUAAAGAGUGGCAUCACUACGUGCUGAACAUCGAAUUCCCUGCCGUAGCUCUGUUUGUGGAUGGAGCCUCCUUCGAACCUUUCCUGGUCACAGAGGAUUAUCCUCUCCACGCCUCCAAGAUUGAAACCCAGCUCACUAUUGGCGCCUGCUGGCAAGACCUCUCAGGACAUGACAAUGACACUGAGACAGUCUCUGAGCCUUUGACAGGUGGCAGUGCCCGCAUGACUCAGUACUUCCGAGGAAAUUUGGCCGGGCUUAUGAUCCGCUCUGGAAAGCUGGAGAAUAAGAAGGUGAUCGACUGUCUGUACACCUGCAAAGAAGGCCUGGAUGUUCAGCUUCCAGAGGAGGUGGCUUCUGCUGUGAAGGUGGAGUUUAACCCCAAUCAGUCUUCUCUGACUCUGGAGGGAGAUGAUAUUGAGAGCUUUGAGAAGGUCAUGCAGCACAUCUCUUAUCUGAACUCCCGACAGUUCCCCACACCAGGAAUACGCCACCUUCGCGUUACCACCACUGUCAAGUGCUUCAAUGAAGAGACCUGCAUCUCCGUGCCUGAUGCUGAAGGCUACGUGAUGGUCCUCCAGCCCGAGGAACCGAAGAUCAGCCUGAGCGGCAUCGACCACUUCGCUCGCGGAGCUGCAGAUUUUGAGAGCGCUGAGGGUGUGACACUCUUCCCUGAGCUUCGCAUUGUCAGCACCAUUACCCGAGAGGUGGAGGCUGAGGCCGAGGGAGAGGAUGACCCCACAGUGCAAGAGACUGUGGUUUCUGAGGAGAUCAUGCACAACCUGGAUAUGUGUGAAGUGACCGUGGUGGGAGAUGACCUAGAUGGAGAUCACGAGAGUCUGGAAGUGGACCUGGCUCAGGUCCAGCAGAGAGGCCUGGAGAUCAGCUCCUCUAACGUGGGCAUGGUCAUCACUGGUGUGAACACCAUGGCUAACUAUGAGCAGGUGCUGCACCUGAUCCGCUACAGGAACUGGCACACAGAGGCUCUGUUUGACAGGAAAUUUAAACUGGUCUGCUCUGAACUCAACGGCCGCUAUGUCAGCAAUGACUUCAAGGUCGAGGUCAACGUGAUCCACACGGCUAACCCGAUGGAGCAUGCUAACAAUGCCAUGUGGCAGCCUCAGUUCAUCAACCAAGUCAAGCACGCCUCAGUGGACCUGUCUGGACACAACCUGGCCAACACACAUCAGGCCUCAGUCGUCCCCAGUGCCGCCACCAUUGUCAUCGUGGUGUGCGUGAGCUUCCUGGUGUUCAUGAUUAUUCUGGGAGUGUUCCGGAUCCGUGCUGCUCACCAGCGCACCAUGCGAGACCAGGAGAACGGCAAAGAGAACGAGAUGGACUGGGACGAUUCCGCACUGACCAUCACUGUCAAUCCUAUGGAGACGUACGAGGACCAGCACAGCAGUGAGGAGGAGGAGGAAGAGGAGGAGGAGAGCGAGGACGGGGAAGAGGAAGACGAUAUCACCAGCGCCGAGUCCGAGAGCAGCGAGGACGAGGAGGGAGCCGAGCAGGAGGACCAGCAGGGGGCCAACCGACAGCAGCAGCUGGAGUGGGACGACUCCACUCUUACCUACUGAGAGAAAUAAAAUUAAAAAAUCCCCCAACACAAAUAUUCACCAACAUACACAACACCCACUCACACACACACACUAAACAAACUUCACACACUGCUCCGAUCACACACACACUCACUCGCUCACUCGCUCUCUCACUCACUCUCUCUCACAUACGUCACAUCACCAGUAGGGAAUCCCACUUCCCCUGAUUCCCUUCCUCUGGAGCCAUGAGUUAAUACACCAACACACACAAACAAACCCUUGAAGCUAAAUGCAUAUAUAUGAAUAUAAAUACAUAUAUAUAUCUGGUGUCUGUGACAGAUGUUGCAAAGUCAGCUUAAUUUCUACUGGCCAAGGCUUCCCUGGUGUCAGCUUAGUGGUGGUAUUCUUCAGUGUAGUAUAGUCACAUAAUAGCUGAAUGCAUUUUUACACUUUAAUCCUUUGUUUUUCGUUAAAAAAAUUUUAAAUCCAAGGGAAACUUGGCCUAGAUUUGAUUUUAUUCUUUUUUUUAAAGGUACGUAAGGAAACAACCUUGCACUUGUUUUAUUUUUUUUCUUUAUUUUUUUUUUACAUGUUAAUCUUUCAACUUGAGAAUGAUUUUGUGUAUAAUAGAGAUGAAUUUGGAAUUUGUUUGCUACAGAACUUUUAAAAGAGAAGCUUCGCCUCUUUGCCCUUUCCCUGCUUGUGAGGAGAUGCCGCUUCUUGCUCAUGGUCGACUCGUUAUGUUUUUUUGUUUUAUUUAAUUUUAGAGUUUUUUUUUUUUUUCCACCUUCUCCUCUCUUUAUAUUGCAUGGGAAACAUUUGCGAAAGUCAUGCUUAUAGAAGAAGAAAAAAACUUGCUUUUUGAUAUUUUGUAAAUAAGAUGAAACCAUGUAAUUAUUAAUUAGUCAGUCAAUGUGUAUCAGUGAGAAGCCUAACCAAUGGUGUCCAGUAUCUAAAGCGACGCAGUACCUGCUGUAGAAUAUUUGUUAUUUUCUGUGUCACGGAGGCAAUAGCAUGCUUCAAAACGAAAAGAGAAAAAAAGCUAAAAAAAGCGAAUUCGGCAAAGCUCUUCCGUCAUGCUUCUGCGAGACGUCUGCUUCACGAAGAGAAACCCAUGACAGUGGCUGAGGUUUCUGUGGCGUUAUUGUUGUUGUUGUUCAUUUCGUUUAGUCUCGUCUCUUGGAGUUUUUUUUUCUGUUUUUGGUUUUAUUUUUUUGUUCUGUAUUUGCGUUAUUCCGUUAUUUAAUCUAGUCGAGUGGUGGGUGUGGAAUUCGGUUCGGUGUGGCUUACACGUCUUUGGCUAUACAUUUGCUAAAUCUAGCUGUGCUCUUUGACGGUACAAACUCUACACUACAACUAACUAACGACUAUGACUUCGAUGUUUUACAUUUUUUUUUCCGUAAAAAAAUAGAAAAGUUCAGCUGCUGGACUUCUGAGGUUUCUAAUAUUUUGGAGACAGAACUGUCACGUAAAUCAGGUGACGACUCUGUUUUUGCUUUAGGAGAGGAGGUACUGUAUAGGUCGAACAGUUUGGGCACAAUGCAGGUGCGUAUUUAAGCCAUCUCGGAAGUGAUAGCGUGAUUGUGAUUUUAUAUUAUUUUAUUUUAUUAUUAUUUUUCCCCCUCGUGAUGCUGGCGUAGUUUCUGGCGUAAUCACACAUAUCUGGCAUAACUUGGACAAAAAAAAAAAAAAUGAAGCCCAGCGAUGAUGGCGUGAGCUUUAUGGAAUCUGUAGGGUGACGUGGUCUGUCUUUACUGUAGUACGAAUAAAGGAGAUUUAAUGGGAGUAUUUAUUCUUUGGUGUCUAAUUAAACAUGUUUUAUAGUAACGUACACAAGAUUCAAGAUUAACUCAGUUAAGAACUGCGGUCCUUCACCAAGUUUAAAGGUGUUUGUUGACGUGACAGGUACGCCACAGCAGAACUGAUAUUAUUAUUUUCCUUUCUUUCUUUUUCUUUCCAUUUUUUUUUUUUACAGCGGUACACCUCUUGGGUUCUGGUGUGCGCUGAACCGUACUGUAGAGAUGUUUGUUUUAACGAUUUCUGUUUACAUAUGAUGAUGAUAAUUAUAGUCAUGAUGAUGAUGUAAUGGUUUUUAGAGAUUCUCCACAUAGGUUCUCUUAAAGCUUUUUUCUGGGCACUUCAUUCUUCUGCUUUAACUGGACUGUAGAAGUCAUGCCCCUGGAAUUAAGGCCAGUUAGCGGAGUCAGAUUUAGAAUUAAAUAAAAGAAUGUCAGAUAUUUAGAGGAAUGUUAGCUGCAGGAGCGAGACUGAUUAGUGGAGCUGGGUGAAGCAUAGCGGUACCUGGUACUCCUUCCUGUGUGGGGCGUUAAAAGCUUUCUUAGAUUGCUGGGUUUUAUUUUUUUUAUUAUUAUUAUUAUUAUUUUCUUAUUUUGUCACAGAGAGACAUGUGUCUAGUAUGAAAAGGUCUGUUUUUGUGACCUGAUGUAAAGGUGGGUUGUUUAGAGUGCUAACUGUAGACGACUGAUUUUACCAUUUUGAAUAACUUUAACUCUUAUCGUUCGUUCCGUUUGUUUAUUUGUUUGUUUUGUCUUUUUUUUUGGCGCAUUCCGGUGAACAGUUCCCCUUCAACUUAAAAAAAAUAAAAUAAAUAAAAAUAAAAGCCAAAAAAAAAAAAAAAGAAGCAAAAAAUGAAACAAAAACCAAGCUCGAGCCUGAGCUCUGAGGUCCAGAUUUAAGCUGGUUGGGAGUUGGGAGUGCCUUUUGCCUAUCACUGCGCAUUAUUAACAUUAAAAACUAACGAGAAACACACUCAUCCACGCCAUUCUAGCUGUGGCCAUUCUCCUCUUCUUCUUCUUUUGUAAUUAUUUAAUAUUUAGACUCGGUCCAGCCGUAGGCGAGGAGGUGAUUUUAUGUUGUAAUAGAAGUUCAAACAGACAGCUAGUGGUUGUUUUUUGAUCGUCCUACAUAGUUGUCUUGUGUUCAUGUCGAUGUGUAGAACAAAGUAGGUCCAUAUUGUAUCAUCAAUGAUAUUGUACUAAAAUCAUGUUGGAGGAAAUCCACUUCUACAGAGAUGUAUAUUAUUGAGAUAAUUCACUAGGCAGCGUACAUGGGUCUGAAUUUUAACAAUCUGUGUAUAGUGAAAGCCCGUUUUUGAAGUGUAUUACAUGACUUCCUGACCAAGACGUUACGAGGGCAGCAUGAGAUUCACAAGAACCAAUGAGAAAAAAGCAGUGAAAUCCCCCCCGUUUUCCCCUUCCACACACAGACAUUGUUUGCACAAAUUACGAUUAAUGUAUAAUGAGCUCACUGAAUGUUUUCUGUUCCCUACCUUUCAACUGCUUCAACUGUGCAACACUUGGGAACCAUGUUUAGUUGUUUAAAAAAUGAAUUGAAACUUAAGCCAAUAAAUAAAUAAAACCAUUCCUCUAGACCUCUAGAUUUCACAGAACUGAUGGACACUGAUCCAUCAAUGUUUCCUUCCAGCACAAAGUAAAACCUGACUCUCACAGAACAGCUGGGUGUGUGUGUGUUUGUGUAUGUGGUUUGUGAGCAGGUUCUUCAGGGCCCGUUUUAUUUCCCUCUGAGUAACCAAGUAUCCAAGUAAUCCACCUGAACGUUCUGCUGUAGCAGCCAUGCCCAGCCCACGUGAUCACAGACCUGAGCUCAGACCUAAAUGUGUGAAUUAUUAGGUGGGGAUGUUGUGUAAAAAUGAGCCAUUGACUUACUGCAUGAGUUACUGUAAAAGAAAACUCCAUUUCUUGUGUUUUACACACUUGGGACGGUGGUCUGGAGGGAGACUAUAUACUACUGAAUCAAAGAUUUCGUCUUGUUUCACAGGUUUCAUUGUCUACCUUUUUAAAAUUCCUUUUAUUAUUUUUGCUCUUAAAGUGGAAGGCGGGGAGAGUUCUAGAAAAUGUUGGAUGCUGCCCUCGCGCUCAUUCACUUUUCUACCUUUCAAAAGGCAAAAUUGUGGUGAAGUUGAUGCUUGCUCAUGAACAAAAUAAAGGAUGAGAUGGAAUUCAA
This is a messenger RNA of Astyanax mexicanus (Mexican tetra), 7023 nucleotides long. RefSeq names its product calsyntenin 1 (gene clstn1). The transcript is spliced from 19 exons. Gene Ontology annotation, molecular function: X11-like protein binding; calcium ion binding; kinesin binding. NCBI's taxonomy places the organism in Eukaryota, Metazoa, Chordata, Actinopteri, Characiformes, Acestrorhamphidae. The record is from RefSeq and is a predicted model, not a curated record. Gene Ontology annotation, cellular component: cell surface; postsynaptic membrane. Gene Ontology annotation, biological process: positive regulation of synaptic transmission; homophilic cell-cell adhesion; positive regulation of synapse assembly. Bases 133 to 3078 code for a protein of 981 amino acids.